AUGGUUGCUGCCUUAGUAUCUGCUGUGGUGGGAGCUUUGGUGGGUGCAGCGCUGAGCCCAGUGACAAACAACGUGAUGGCGCUGGUCUUCAAGCUUGUAGAGAAGGACAGUGAGCUGUGGGAGGGCUUCAAGAAAGACAUGGUUUCCCUCGAAAAAGAUCUUCGCAUGCUCUUCGCUGAAGGGGAGGAUCAGCUUUCGGGAAAGAGGGAUCCAAGCACCGCGAGAAGGAUAUACAUGGAAGAUAUGCAAGAAUUGUCAUAUGACAUCCAAGAUUGCAUGGACAGGAUCCUUUGUUUCUCAGAAUGCGGCCGUGGCCAUGGCAGGGACCUUGCGAAAGAAGUCAAGAGCCUCAAGGAGAGGCUGGAGCGUGCAAAGCAGCAAAACAGGAACAACAUCAAUGACAGCCAACCCUUGAUACCCGAGAAGCUAAGGAGCGGGAGCGAGGUCCGACUUGUGGGCAUCAAGGAGCCAAAGGAGGAUCUCUUGGAGGUGUUGAAAGGCCACCCACAUGAAGAACUGAGCGUGAUCUCCAUUGCGGGGUUCAGCGGCUUGGGUAAGACCACUCUCGCAAGGGCGGUGUAUGAUGAUUGUGCAGACCAAUUCGAUUGCCUGGCCUGGGUAGUGGCAACCCAGCGCAAAAACGAUGCCACUGACCUUCAAAUGGCAUUACAAGAGGAGCUUUCUAAGAACCAUCAGGAAUAUCCUCAAGGCGUCCAUGUCGAAAACAAUAUCACAAGUUUCCUGAGAAAUAAAAGGUACCUCAUUGUACUUGAUGACAUCGAGGAGCGACAGUGGGACAAUAUAAAGUUUAUCUUCCCCAAAGAGAGAAGAAGCAGAAUAAUAGUGACAACGACAAACCAGGCGGUAGCUAAUCUCUGCAGCAAGCAUGGUAGGGACGGCUAUGUGUACAAUAUGAGACCUCUUGAGAAGACACAUUCCAAGGAGUUGCUAGACGCUAUCUUGAAGGAUAAUUUAGCUGUAUCUGACCAGAAUUUGGCACAAAUUGUGGAGAAGUUUGAUGGCCACCCACAUUCUCUUUUAAGCGUGGCAAAAUAUUUGCUAAGGAAAGAAGAGUUUCCAGGAACCUUUUGGGAAGAUUUAGGUGAUCGUAUGAACGAUCCGGACGAGCAUGCUUUCACUGAGCUGCAACGAGUUCUGACAAAACACUUCAAAAGCCUGCGAGGUCGGCACAAUGUCAAUCUCAAGAUCCUGUUAUUGUACAUGUGUGUGUUCCCAAAUACACAUCCCGUAGGGAGGAGCAGACUGAUAAGGCGAUGGUUAACCGAAGGAUAUGUGCAAGAUGCUGAUCCACGCAGAGCCCUGCAUGUCGCAGAUGAUAACUUGGACAAACUAAUUGAACUAAAUAUAGUUCGGCGAAUCGACCCAAGCAAGAAUGCAAAAGUGAAGACCUGCAGAGCUCAUGGCAUCAUGCACGAGUUCCUGCUGUAUAUUGCCAGGUCGAUUAAUUUCAUUACAGAUCUUGAUGAUCGACAGAGAAGAAACUACCGUCACCUCUUUCUGGUGGGGAGGUCUUCAAUUGGUGGGGUAUCAAAUGUUAGUGGCACAUCUAGCGAUGAGAAGGAGGAACUCCGCGCCCAUUCUCUUACUGUAUGUGGGACUGCAGGCAAAGCUGCUGGGUAUUUCCCCAAGUGUGAACUACUGCGAGUCUUGGAUCUUGAAGAGUGCAGCGAGCUGGAGGAUGAACAUACAGUUGACAUACACAUGCUGUGGCAUCUCAAAUAUCUGAGCCUUGGGGCGAAAAUUACAAAAGUGCCAAGGGAUAUUGAGAAAUUGCAUUGCUUAGAGACUCUUGACUUGAGGAAGACCCAGAUAGAGGUCCUGCCUGUGGGAAUCAUCAAGCUUCCACACCUAGCUCACCUGUUGGGAAAGUUCAAGCUUGAACAGAUGAACUGGGAGAAUAUUAAAGCAGACAAAUUUUUGCCACUGAGGAGCAAUUUGCGGACACUGACAGGAUUUCUCACAGAUGACGACCCGGGAUUUCCGAAGCUAAUGGUUCAUAUGAAAGAGUUAGAUAAAGUUAAGAUAUGGUGCAAUUCCAAUAGAGAUAAUGCUUCCACCCCACCAAGCCAAAAUUUUGUUGGAUCUAAUGCUUCCACACCGGAUUCCCCACCAAGUGAAAAUUCCGUUGGACCUAAUGCUUCCACAUCAGAUUCCACACCUAGUGAGUGCUUCACCUUCCUUUUGACAGCGAUCAUGUUUUUCAUUCAGAGCCGAUUGGAGACACCUGGAGUUGACCAUUGUCUUUCACUAGAUCUUGGUAAUUCCUCAAAAGACAUCCUAACUUCUUUACAGAACUCUUUACAGCUCUCUAGAGACCAUUCUCCUGAGAGCUCACGAGAUGAGAUCUCAUGUGCCUAUCUCAGCUCCCUAAAACUAAAUGGAGAGCUGCACGGUCUGACACAGAUUAUAUCAUUGGUGGGUGGCCUCAAAGAGCUCUGCCUUUCAUCGACCAAUGGUCUGACACUUGACGAGGUAUCAAACCUGACAAAACUGGAAGCCUUGGAGUACCUCAAAUUGGUUAAUAUCAGCCUUGUAGUCAUCACAAGUGAUGAUUUCAAAAACCUGCGACGCCUAUGCCUUGUGGAAUGUAAAGGCCUCCCCAUAAUUGAAAAUGGAGCUUUGAGUAAUCUUCUCUCACUUCGAAUUCUCAAUAAAGAUCUAAAAGGCCUAUCCAACAUCGAAAUAGAAAAUCUCACAAGACUCCAAGAAAUCGGUCUUCAUUCUGAUGUCAUGCAGAAAACAAAAACGGAUUGGGAAGAUGCAGCUAAGAAGCAUCCAAGAAGGCCAAGGCUUUUGUUCUUUAAGAUGGUUUACUCUGCUGGAAGACCACCUGAUGCGGGAUCAUCAUCUGCCAUGCCGGAGGAGCAAAAAAUCCAUACUGAUGUUCAAUCGAUGGUAGAGGUGGAAGAUGUGCUCACUGCUCAAGAAAACAAGGAUGACAUCUCUUCAGAUUCUCAAAAUCCUAAUACAUGGGCUGCUGAUGUUCAUGGAAAGAUGAAACAACUCGGUCAUUACACUGCUGAUAAAGAUGUAGAAGGUCAAAAUGAGAAGAGCCAUAACGGCCUUACAGCCAAGCAGACGAAGAAGAAAAGCGAGGGUUGGCCAUUAAAGAUGUGGCGGAAGAUGGCUGUGGCUCUAAGAAAAUCCACUGUUACUGCAGCUGUAGAUAAUUCCCAUGCGAAAGGAAAGUUUCUAGCAACAGAUGUGCCUAUCGUCUGGAGCGCUCUAUUCUUCCGUGUCCACGGGAUCCCGUGGUCUGUAAUGCUGUGUCCAACCCUGCCUACAAUUGAAGAAGGAGCUUUAAGGAAUCUCGUUUCACUUCAGCUUCUCAACGAAGAACUAGGUGGCUUAUCUGGCAUUGAAAUCAGAAGGCAUGAACACCUCCAGGAAGUUGCUCUUGAUUCUGACAUCAAUGAAGAAGCUAAAAUGCACUGGGAAGAUGCAGCUAAGAACCAUCCAAAGAGGCCGAGGGUUUUAUUUCUUGAAAGAGUUGAUCCGGGUGAAACAGGGUCCAUGGUGAAAUAUGUUGCACCCAAGAGACCAGCACCUGAGACCGGAUACUCCGCCAUGCAGGAGGAAAGACUGGUCCCUGAUGCGGUUCAACAGAUUUCUGUUGAAGAACAUUGUUCUGCUCUGAAGGAUGCAAGUGUUGCAGUCCCCGCUAUGGCUUCAAGUAAUCUUCCCAGUGCAAUGAACAAUGUGAUAGAAUCUUCUUCAAGUAUGGUGUCCUGCCUUGUCAAAAAAAGAAAAAGAAGGGUGGUGUCCUGA
Miscanthus lutarioriparius is the source of this 3789-nucleotide messenger RNA. NCBI's taxonomy places the organism in Eukaryota, Viridiplantae, Streptophyta, Magnoliopsida, Poales, Poaceae. The record is from the annotation of a GenBank genome assembly.